AUGUUCGCCUUGAUGAAUGCAGUCUACCUGCUCAGCUUCGCGAGUUUAUACUGUCUUUUCCACUUUCGAGGUAAACAGGUUUUCGAACAAAUAUCAGGACCAAAGUGGCAGUACCCAAACGGCUCCGUCGUCGACCGCUUCCUGAACGGCCGCGAAGUCUCAGAGAAAUGGCAAAAUCAGUACGGUCCGGUAUAUCUCGUCUGGUCUGGCCCUCAUCCAGAGAUUGUCAUCACCACACCUGAAGACCUCAAGCACUUUAGUUCGGAUGCCAACGACCACCCCAAGACUCCAAACGUGAAUCUAGGAUGGUUCGUGGAGAAACUGUUGGGUCAAGCCAUGGGCCUUUUGUACGGUGCAGACUGGAAACGUUUGCGCAAGAUCUUUGACCCAGCUUUCACACACGCUGCAGCGGUAACACGAAUUGAUGGCGUAGUGUUCGCCGCGCGCAAGUAUGUUGAAGAUCUACCCCAGCUGGCAAUUGAAGGUACAAGUCAGGAUAGCGACUCAUACACCAUCCCCGUCCAAAAAGCCUUCACCAAGUUCCCCUACUUCCUCACUGCCAAGGCUAUCUAUGGCACCAUGACCCAAGACGAAGAAGACGAGCUGUGGCGCAUAACCGAGAAACGCAUCUCAUUGAACCAAUACUGGGUCGGCGGAGGAAUCUACCGUUUUGAAACCCUUGCGCGCUUCCGCGACCGACCUGCCGUCCGCCGCCUCGAUGAGUUUCUCCACGAGUGGCAUAAUUAUAACACUCGCAUGGUAUCUACACGGAAGCAACGCGGUGACCGACCGCCUAUCAUCACAUACUGGGACGAAUUGGAGGCUGGUAACAUUUCUUCUGUUGAGAUUACACAGCUACUCCAAACACUUGAUGAGCUCCUCAUGCUCAACCUCGAUGUCAUCACACACGUUACAACAUGGUUCAUCACCCUUGUCGCCAGUCACGAGGCCGUUAAACGCGGAUUGCGCGAGGAAAUCGCUGCGAAUAGAGAGAACCUACACGACUACAUUGCAUCGACGAGCACGCAUUUGCAUCGCAGUUUUAUUGAGUCAAUGCGUAUCCGGCCUUUUGGUGUCUUCACAAUCGGCGAAUCUUCGGCAAGCACGAAAAACUUCCAUGGCGUGCUGGUUAAGCCGAAUACGCAGAUCCUUGUAGACGUUCUCGCCAUUAAUGUCAGAAACCCCUUCUGGGGCAGGAACAGUGAGGCGUAUGAUCCGGAUCGGCUCAAGGACAUCAAGCCUUCUAAUCUUCGAUACAAUCUGCACUCUUUCGGCAUCGGCAGUCGCAAAUGCAUGGGGCAAUUCGUGGCAGGACAUAUUGUCAAGUCUCUGGUUGUGCAUUUGUUCGAUCGGUUCGAGGUGGAGCCUGUGAGGGAGGGAGAGACUGAGAAGGCGGAUGCGGGUGCAGAUAUGGGAAGCUGGACUCCGAAAUCGGAUGCGCUAUUGAGGUUGUGGAGGAGGGAGGGUGUGCUUUAGGCAGAUUGUGAACACCGAGGAUCUCUCACACUAGGGUCAAGUGCGAGGCAAAAUCGAGGCAAAAUCAUGACGCUAUAUCUAUCUCUCAUUCUAACUUUCUAUCUUUCCGGCUUCACCAAUAUCACAUGAUCACCUAGGACCAUUCGGGGUAUUCUAUAGGGGUACGUCACCCAGCGAAGGUUAUGAACGCUCCACUUUUCACCGUAUAUCUCGCAAUCAGCUCUUCAGGUCAGUCGACCAUGCCUAAGCAUUUCUGUAGCUGUUUCAGCCGCUGCUCCAGCUCCAGCUUUAGCUUUCCAACCGCGUCCCAGCAAGAGUUGCCCCCUGAUAACUCGGAAGACGAGAUAUGGCUUGGCAUAAGCAGCUCCGACACCUCAAUCUGUCGGCGCAUGAAGGAUGAACACAUCUGGACCAUGCCAACAAAUUGAAGUUUGAUGCAGUCUGUUGUAUUCCAUGUGCAGACCGAGUUGGUAGAGCGGCGAGGUUGCGUUUGUGCACAGGCCCAUUGGUAUGCUUUGAGUGCUUCGGCGCUGUGUUGGAGUGAAACAACGAUUCCGAUAUAUGUGUUAAGGAGUAGUGUCACACAGACGACGACGAGAUAUCGGACUGUGGAGUAUGUGUGUCGGCUGCUUUCCGAAAGUGUUUCCGGGGGCGUAUCUCGGGUGGAUGGAGGUGGAGUCGUUUCAGGCGUCGUGAUGAUUCGUAGUCGUUGGAUGAUUCGUGUCAUCUCGAAAGAAGCGGAGAGGAUCUGGCUCAUGAGUUGAGGCUGGCUGGACGGACAGGUGUCAUUCUGGUCUACCGGCACAGUGUGGAGAUGAGCUGAGCCGCGGGCUAGCCAAACGUUUAUUGAAUCAAAGAGAGCACUGAUGUUGCUCUGCAGCUGCUGGAGAGCUGUGUUGUCAUCGGAACAAAAGGCAGACUCGUCACCGUUUAUCAAAGGGUACUC
This is a messenger RNA of Pyrenophora tritici-repentis Pt-1C-BFP, 2422 nucleotides long. NCBI's taxonomy places the organism in Eukaryota, Fungi, Ascomycota, Dothideomycetes, Pleosporales, Pleosporaceae. The record is from RefSeq and is a predicted model, not a curated record.